UGGCAGCAGAACAACAUGCCAGUCUGAGGAACAAAACAAGAAAAGUUUGUAAUUGAAACAAAGGCUUGAACAAGCAAAAAGAAACCAAAGAAGCACCUCAGUUUGGGUCAUACGCAACUGUUUUACCUUUCAUCAUAUCAUUAAAACGGAGCUUGGAGGCUACAUCCUGACUCACCCCUGUUCGUCAAUGAAUGAGUUAGGCUGGCUGUCGAAUCAAGUUGGGGAAACACUUGAGGAGGGACAGUACAGUAAAAAGACAAUCUCAGAAGGUGGUUUAUAUCAAUGGAAAAGGUAUGUCGGACAACCUUUCUCAAUACUCUGGCUCAUCAAGAAGGUCCAGAUCGUCAACAUCAGCGGCAGUUAUUGCAUGCGCAAGGGCAGAGGCAGCGAAAGCUCUUGCUGCAUUUGCUGAGAAGGAGAUCGCUAUGAAAGUCGAUAAAGCUAAACUCGAAGCCAAUUUAGAAGCCCUAAGUCUUGAAAAAGAGGCUGCCGCGGCCAUAGCCGAAGCGCUGGAAGCGGCAGAAUUAGCAAAUGAACAAGCAUUAGAACCACCUAAUACCACCCAAGAUCACCACACAGAAAAAACAGUAUCGCCAGAAAGCGUGGACGAGCGCAUACGAGACUAUGUAGACGCCCUACCCGUAACAACAGCAAAGCCCGAAUCCAUCACUGCCACGAAACAGUACAUACCUGUCCCAGUAUCAAACAUAGGAAACGAAUCUCUACCACAGCAUCCCCAGAUGACAUCCAAAAAUCCACACCGUCAUCUUCAAACACAAAGCCCGUGUCUUUCAAUGCCUACACCUGAUCACAGACAACAACCAUAUAGUCAGCAACACAGCCUUUACCCCGUGACGCCCAUGCCCAUUAUCAGCGAGCUGUCCCAUUAUCAACAGCAACAUACCGUAGCCCUCAACAAGUGACUCUUGAACACCAGUACUCUCCAUAUGCACCUGCACCGCCAUGCCCACCUGAUGAACUGUUUAAUAUGGCCAGAUAUUUAGCGCGCAGGGAGAUUGUCAGCACUGGCCUAAAAGAGUUUGAUGAUAGUCCAGAAACAUACAGGGCAUGGAGAUCCUCCUUCCUAAACGCCAUUUAUGACCUAAACCUGUCUGCGAGUGAGGAGUUGGACUUACUGACUAAAUGGCUAGGUAGAGAAUCAUCCAGCUAUGUCAGAAGGCUUAGGGCCGUCCACAUAGGGAAUGCCCACGCAGCUUUACAGAUGGUCUGGGCGCGGCUUAAUGAAGUCUAUUGCUCCCCGGAGGCUAUUGAGCAAGCUCUUCUCACCAAACUUGACAACUUCCCAAAAAUCACUAGCAGAGACUACUCUAAGCUUAGAGACUUGGGAGAUCUUCUCAUAGAGUUGCUCUCUGCAAAAGAAGAUGGGUACCUUCCUGGGCUCACAGUGUUAGAUACAGCACGUGGAAUCAAUCCUAUUGUAGAGAAGCUGCCGUUCGGACUGCAAGAAAAAUGGAUUUAUGAAGGCUCUAAAUUCAAGGCUACACACAAUGUUACAUACCCACCUUUGUCAUAUUUUACUGACUUUGUCUGCUACAAUGCAAAAAUAAGGAACGACCCAUGCUUUGCGCAGUUUAACACCAGCUCCAAUGACAGGCACGAUGACAGGCCUACAACAAAAGUAAAAAGCAAAAUGGCUGUGAUGGUACACAAAACCAACAUUGAGUCUGACACUAACCAUGAAGCUGAAAGCAGUUUGCAAAUUGACGUAGCCAAGCACUGUCCUAUACACAACAAACCACACCCCCUUUCCAAGUGCAGAGGCUUUAGACUGAAAACACUCCAGGAAAGAAAGGCCUACUUAAAGGAGCAGGGCAUAUGCUUUAGGUGCUGUGCCUCAGAUUCCCAUCUAGCAAAACAGUGCAAUGCCAUCUUGAAGUGUGUAGAAUGUGAAAGCAAUAACCACGUCAGUGCUCUGCAUCCAGGUCCACCCCUCUGGUCAACGAAACGCUCGGAGCUGGCUGAAACGGACGGCGGGGAGGGAGAAGAACCAGCGCAACCAUCUGAGGUCAACACCAACUGCACAAAGAUCUGCGGAGAGGGCUGUACAGGCAAGUCAUGUGCAAAGAUCUGCCUCGUCAAUGUCUAUCCACAAGGGAAACCUGAAAUGGCUGUGAGGAUGUAUGCCAUGCUCGACGACCAGAGCAACAGAUCCUUGGCAAGAUCAGAGUUUUUCAAUCUCUUUAACAUCAUCAACAAUGAAGCUCCCUACUCUCUAAAAACCUGUGCCGGCAUAGUGGAGACGUGCGGUAGGAGAGCCACGGCUUCUGCAUUGAAUCAUUUAGUGGUAAUAAUAGCCUCUCACUUCCAACUCUCAUUGAAUGCAACGAAAUACCUGACAACAGAGCUGAGAUACCCACACCAGAGGUCGCCAUGCAACAUCCACACCUUAGGGCCAUCGCAUCAGAAGUCCCACAGCUAGACCCAGAUGCACAGAUCCUGCUGCUGCUAGGCAGAGAUGUGCUUAGAGUGCAUAAAGUUAGACAACACAUCAAUGGCCCUAAUGAUGCUCCCUUCGCCCAGAGGCUGGAUCUGGGCUGGGUCUUGGUUGGCGAGGUAUGCCUUGGAAAUGCACACAAGCCAAAGGUCUACUGCGCAAAGACCCACGUGCUAGAGAAUGGACACCCUUCAGUACUAACUCCAUGCCCCAGUCACAUACAAGUUAAAGAACUGCCAAACACACUUGCAAGUAAUGCCAAAGAAAAGGCAAUGGGAAGACUAGUUUUUCAGGACACAAAAAAUGACAACAGACUCGCUCUGUCCAUGGAAGAUGAGAAAUUUCUCCAAAAUAUGAAUGAACAUGUGUACAAAGAUGAGGCAAAUAGCUGGGUCACACCUCUGCCUUUCAAACAUCCACGGCCUCACCUUCCUAACAACAAAGACCAUGCUCUCAGUCGUCUCUCUUCUUUGCGCCGCACCUUAGAGAAAAAGCCCUCAAUGGAAGAACAAUUUGUGGGUUUCAUGCAAAAAAUACUCAAUAAUGAUCAUGCUGAGCUUGCACCACAACUUCAAGAUGAACAAGAAUGUUGGUACUUACCAUCCUUUGGAGUAUACCACCCUAAGAAGCCCAACCAAAUCAGAAUCGUUUUUGACUCCAGUGCACAACACCACGGUGUGUCUUUGAAUGACGUUCUACUCAGUGGACCAGACUUAAACAACAGCCUGAUGGGAGUCUUGAUCCGUUUCAGGAAAGAGCUGGUGGCCAUAACCGCAGAUAUCCAGAAGAUGUUCCACUGUUUCAUGGUGAGACCAGACCACAGGGACUAUCUCAGGUUCUUAUGGCACCGUGACAACAACCCCACAAAAGACAUAGUAGAAUACCGCAUGAAAGUCCAUGUCUUCGGCAAUAGGCCCUCUCCUGCCGUGGCGAUGUAUUGCCUGAGACGGGCUGCACAAGAGUCUGAACAGGAGUAUGGCAGUGCCGCCAGACGUUUCGUUGAGCGCAAUUUUUAUGUGGAUGAUGGGCUCGCCUCCCUACCCACAGAAGCAGAGGCCAUUCAUCUUCUCCAGACAACACAGACCCUACUGUCUGAGUCCAACCUGCGACUGCACAAGAUUGCCUCCAACAGUGUCAAUGUUUUGAAAGCCUUCCCCAAAGAGGACCAUGCUGAGAAUAUCAAGGAUCUUGAUCUUGAGGGAGACACACCACACAUACAGAGAAGCCUUGGGCUCACCUGGGAAAUCACCUCGGAUACGUUCAGCUUCCAGGUGUCAGACGACGACAAACCAUACACAAGACGUGGCGUACUAUCAACUGUGAAUAGCCUGUAUGAUCCACUUGGUUUCGUAGCCCCUGUGACAAUACAGGGUAAACUUCUACUCUGAGAACUUUCAGCGAACAGCAUCGAAUGGGACUCACCAUUGCCAGAGAACAAGAGGAUUGAGUGGGAGACAUGGCGUCAUUCACUAAAGGCCCUUGAACAACUCCAAAUCCCCCGCACAUACACAACACAGUCACUGUCAAAGGCCAAAAGAAAAAGAGAUCUGUGUAUUUUCAGAUGCUUCCACAAAAGCAAUCGGCGCUGUUGCUUACCUCAAGACCAUGAGUGAGGAUGGAGCCUGCCAGCUUGGGUUCAUUCUAGGAAAGGCAAGGUUAGCUCCUCAAGCAAACCUCACAAUCCCACGACUUGAAUUGUGCGCAGCAGUGCUCGCUGUUGAAAUCGCAGAAUUCAUUUUGGAUGAGAUUGACUUUGAACCAGAUGCCGUAUACUACUUCUGUGAUAGCAAAGUCGUUUUAGGAUACAUCUGCAACGAAACUAAAUGCCUUUAUGUGUAUGUGCAUAACAGAGUACAGCGCAUUAGACAGUCUACCAGUCCAGAGCAGUGGCAUUAUGUGUGCACACAGCACAACCCUGCAGACCUCGCCUCAAGAGCAGUGUCAGCAUCACAACUAGCAAGAACUUCCUGGUUGACAGGACAGUCUUUCUAUGCAAAUGGCAUGACGCAAGCAUGACCACCAGACAUGACCCAUUUCAGCUGAUUGACCCUGACCAUGACACUGAGAUCCGUCCCGAGGCAGCUGUAUACAUCACUCGUCAGUCUGAGACAGCUACAGCCUGAGCGCUUCGAAAGAUUCUCGAAAUGGACCGUACUCCUGAAAGCAGUUGCUUCACUUAUUCAUGUGGCUCAUACUUUCAAGUCUGCCUAUGCCGCGAAAGAUGUGAAAUGCAAAGGAUGGCAUCACUGUGUUCAACCCCCUACAGCCGAAGAGCUGCUGCAGGCAAGCAACAUCAUCAUUCAGUUUGUUCAAAGGGCAGCCUUUCCUGAAUAGCUCAAAGCAUUAUCUCACAAUAGCACGGUGCCUAAGAACAGUCCUCUCACAAAGCUGAAUCCCAUUUUAGAUGAAGAAGGUAUGCUUAGAGUUGGUGGUAGACUAUCCAAUGCUGAGGUGGAAGACCAUGAAAAACGUCCACUCAUCUUACCUGGUGGCCAUCAUAUCUCUCUGCUCCUGAUUCGCCAUCAUCAUGACGGAGUACGUCACCAAGGCCGUCUCUUCACUGAAGGAGCCAUACGUGCUGCAGGAUUGUGGCUAGUAGGUGGGAAGAGACACAUCAAUAAGGUGUUGCACAAAUGCAUCACCUGCAGGAAACUCUGUGGCAAUGCAGAGAAGCAGAAGAUGGCAGACCUCCCUAAAGAGUGAC
Neoarius graeffei (lesser salmon catfish) is the source of this 5159-nucleotide messenger RNA. RefSeq lists its product as uncharacterized. Bases 2392 to 3843 code for a protein of 483 amino acids. The transcript is spliced from 2 exons. The record is from RefSeq and is a predicted model, not a curated record. NCBI's taxonomy places the organism in Eukaryota, Metazoa, Chordata, Actinopteri, Siluriformes, Ariidae.